Messenger RNA from Striga hermonthica, 741 nucleotides. NCBI's taxonomy places the organism in Eukaryota, Viridiplantae, Streptophyta, Magnoliopsida, Lamiales, Orobanchaceae. The record is from the annotation of a GenBank genome assembly.
AUGGAGAACUACUAUUGGCCGGGAGAUUACUGCUCCUGGAGCAACAGCCAGGGUGAGGCGGCCGCCGCCCUGCAGUACCAUAUGUACCACCCGGCCGCCGCCGGAAAUCCGUGGGGCCCGCCGUACGGAGGGGCGGCGGCCUCUUCUAGAAGCCACAGCGAGGCCGAGAAGAGGCGGCGGGACAGGAUCAAUGCCCAGCUCGCCACUCUUCGGAAACUCAUCCCCAAGUCCGAGAAGAUGGACAAGGCGGCCCUACUCGGACACGUGGUGGAACACGUGAGGGAACAGGGCAAGAUCGCGAAGGAGGUCAGCAAAUCCUCAACCGUCCCGGCCGAGACUGAUGAGAUCACGAUCGACCAACUAAACGACGACGUCCAGACAUCAUCAUCGAUGGACGGUCGACGCAUCUACUUUCGGGCCUCGAUUUGUUGCGGUGACCGGCCCAAAUUGUUUGCCGAGAUCGAUGGGGCCGUAAAGGGCUUGGGCCUCACCAUACACAAGGCCGACAUCACGAGCAUAGGUGGUCGGAUGAAGAGCAAUCUCGUAUUGUGCACUAAUUAUAGCGACGAUAGUAAUAACAACAAUAAUAGUAAUAAUAAUAGUGCUGGGAAAAACACGUGCCCCGAGUCAGUGAAACAGUCGAUUAAGUUGGCGUUGAGUCGUGUGGUUAUAUCGGCUGGCUCGUCUGGUUAUUCGGCCAGGAGUAAGAGGCAGAGGUUUUUCUAUCCGAAUUAUUGUUGA